Drosophila persimilis is the source of this 1563-nucleotide messenger RNA. It is a transcript of the gene caz, whose product is annotated as RNA-binding protein cabeza. The coding region runs from base 71 to 1231 and encodes 386 amino acids. Gene Ontology annotation, cellular component: nucleus. The transcript has 7 exons. Gene Ontology annotation, molecular function: transcription coregulator activity; RNA binding. The record is from RefSeq and is a predicted model, not a curated record. NCBI's taxonomy places the organism in Eukaryota, Metazoa, Arthropoda, Insecta, Diptera, Drosophilidae. Gene Ontology annotation, biological process: regulation of DNA-templated transcription.
UAUCCGUGUUUGGAGUUAUUUUCUCCUGAAAUUGUGUUGUUGAAAAGAGUAUUUGCACACGUUAUUUGUGAUGGAUCGUGGAGGUUAUGGUGGCGGCGGCCAGGGCUUUAAUAAUUUUAAUGUCCCUCCACCAAAUAUGCAGUCCAGCUACAAUCAACCACCUCCAACCCAACGCGGCGGCGGAGAUUACGAUUCCGGUAUUCGUGGUUCCGGCAGCGAUGGCGGCGGCCCCGGCUCAUGGUCCGACAAACGAGGCGGCAGCUCAUAUGGAAAUGGAGGCGCCAACAAGGACAGCUACAGCAAAGGACCCAUGGGCGGCGGCGGUGGGAGCGGCGGCAGCGGUGGUAGUGGCGAUCUGAUAACCCAGGACGAUACCAUAUUUGUCUCUGGCAUGGACACAAAUACCACAGAGCAAGACAUUGAGACGCAUUUCGGUGCCAUUGGCAUCAUCAAGAAGGAUAAGCGUACAAUGAAGCCAAAGAUUUGGCUCUACAAGAACAAGGACACCGGUCUGUCGAAGGGGGAGGCCACUGUCACAUACGAUGAUACCAAUGCUGCUCAGUCCGCCAUUGAAUGGUUUGACGGACGCGUCUUCAAGGGAGCCAAUAUAAAAGUAUCGCUCGCUCAGCGCCAGAGCACCUGGAACAAGGGCGGCGGUGGGCGCGGCGGUUUCGGUGGUCGUCCACGUGGGGGUGGCGGCGGCGGCGGUGGUGGGGGACGCUUCGAUCGCGGUGGCGGAGGCGGCGGCGGGGGUGGAGGCGGUCGCUUUGAUCGCGGCGGUGGUGGCGGCGGCGGUGGUGGAGGCGGUGCCGGUGGCAAUGUUCAGCCCCGUGAUGGCGAUUGGAAGUGCAACAAUUGCAACAACACCAACUUCGCCUGGCGCAACGAAUGCAACCGCUGCAAGACACCCAAGGGCGGCGAAGAUGGCGGCGGUUCCGGGGGCAACAGCGGGGGAUAUGGCGGCGGUGGGGGCGGAUACGGUGGCAUGAAUGACCGUAACGAUCGUGGCAUGAAUGACCGUGGAGGCGAUCGCUCUGGCGGCGGCGGCGGCGGAUACAACAAUAGAGACCGUGGCGGCAACUCGGGCGGUGGCGGCCGCUAUUCAAACGAGAAUGGCCGUGAUGGCGGUGGACGUGGAGGCGGAGGGCGUGGUGGUGGUGGCGGCGCCAAUCGCCGAGAUGGCGGCGGUGCUAUGCGAAACGACGGCGGCAUGCGUUCCAGGCCAUACUAACGACCUGUUUGGUAACCCUAUGUUUUUUUUCAGAUUUACGUAUUAAUCGUAGCGAAAAGUAAACCCUAUCAAACGUGUACCCUUGAAUGUACCCCAGUCAAAGCAAAAGAUACAAAUGCGCAGCCACAUCCAACCAUUUUAUCUGAUUUCUCGCCACCCCCAAAAACCCCAAACACACACACACACACACACACGCCACUCUACUCCGCACACCCCACCCUACCCUCUUUUAUCUCUCGUUUUGACUUUUAGACUAUACAUAUAUAUGUAAUCUAAUUUAACAAACACUAUUUGUAAUAUUGAAACAAAAACAAAGUAUAAACUUACAUAUA